Ricinus communis (castor bean) is the source of this 5323-nucleotide messenger RNA. Its product is annotated as ABC transporter C family member 12. Lineage: Eukaryota; Viridiplantae; Streptophyta; Magnoliopsida; Malpighiales; Euphorbiaceae. The record is from RefSeq and is a predicted model, not a curated record. The coding region runs from base 160 to 5040 and encodes 1626 amino acids. Gene Ontology annotation, molecular function: ABC-type transporter activity; ATP binding; ATP hydrolysis activity. Gene Ontology annotation, biological process: transmembrane transport. The transcript is spliced from 28 exons. Gene Ontology annotation, cellular component: membrane.
AAAGUCCUGCAUAUGUCUAUAUAUAUAUAUAUAUUUUAGUGACCAUGCAAAUGCAAGCCACACUCCCCAAGUCCAAACUUUUGCAUACUUAUAUUUUACUCUUCAAGAUUCUCAAUCUAAUUCAACUCAUUCUUGAUUCUUGAAGGGAAGUGAUAAAGGAUGGCUUUGGAGCCACUGGAUUGGUAUUGUAGACCAGUGGCAAACGGGGUUUGGGCAAAAGAAGUGGAUAGUGCAUUUGGGGCGUACACCCCUUGUGCCAUUGACUCUCUAGUGAUUUGCAUUUCCCAUUUGGUUCUUAUGGGUUUGUGCUUUUAUCGAAUAUGGUUGAUUAAGAAGAAUUCGAAAGCUGUAAAGUACAGCCUGAGGACAAAGUACUAUAACUAUUUGUUGGGUUUAUUAGUUGGCUAUUGUACAGCUGAACCACUAUUUAGGAUGGUGAUGGAUAUCUCUAUUUUUAACCUGGAUGGACAGACUAAUCUUGCUCCCUUUGAGAUGGUAUCUUUGAUCAUCGAGGCCCUCACCUGGUGUUCCAUGCUUAUUAUGAUUGGUUUGGAAACUAAAGUAUACAUCCGGCAGUUUCGGUGGUAUGUGCGGUUUGGAGUUAUUUAUGUGUUGGUGGGGGAAGCUGCCAUGCUUAAUACAAUUCUUUCUAUGACUGCUUACUACAAUAGAUUCACAUUGUACACAUACAUCAGUGCUGUUGUCUGCCAGGUUUUGUUUGGACUUCUUCUUCUUGUCUAUGUUCCCAAUUUGGAUCCUUAUCCAGGUUAUUCCAUCUUGCAACCUGAGUCUCCUGAAAAUGGUGAAUACGAAGCACUUCCUGGGGGAGAGCAUUGUCCUGAGAGACAUGUCAACUUGUUUUCCAGAAUAUAUUUUGGAUGGAUGACUCCACUCAUGCAACAAGGCUACAAAAAACCUAUCACUGAAAAGGAUGUCUGGAAAUUAGACACAUGGGAUCAGACUGAGACACUGAUUAAAAAAUUCCAGAGAUGUUGGAUAAAAGAAUCUCAAAAGCCAAAGCCAUGGCUUUUGAGGGCACUUAACAAUAGCCUUGGGAGAAGAUUUUGGUUGGGAGGUUUCUUUAAGAUUGGCAAUGAUCUUUCUCAGUUUGUGGGGCCUGUUUUGCUGAAUCAUCUCUUACAGUCAAUGCAACAAGGUGAUGCAACCUGGAUCGGCUACGUCUAUGCUUUCUCAAUUUUUGUUGGGGUGUCAUUAGGUGUGCUAUGUGAAUCUCAGUACUUUCAGAAUGUCAUGCGCACUGGUUUUCGGCUGAGAUCAACUUUGGUGGCUGCCAUAUUUCGUAAGUCCUUGAGACUAACUCAUGAGAGCCGAAAGAAUUUCCCAUCAGGGAAGAUAACAAAUAUGAUUACUACAGAUGCCAACUCACUUCAGCAAAUAUGCCAACAACUACAUGGAUUAUGGUCAGCUCCAUUUCGCAUCACAAUGUCCAUGGUUCUUCUUUACCAGCAACUAGGUGUUGCUUCACUUCUUGGAUCCCUAAUCCUAGUUCUUAUGGUCCCCAUACAGACAUUUGUGAUAAGCAGAAUGAGAAAACUAACAAAAGAAGGAUUGCAGAGGACUGACAAGAGAGUCAGCCUCAUGAAUGAAAUCUUGGCCGCCAUGGAUACUGUGAAAUGUUAUGCAUGGGAGAAGAGCUUCCAGUCUAAAGUUCAAAAUAUACGCAAUGAUGAGCUGUCAUGGUUCCGUAAUGCUCAAUUACUAUCUGCUUUCAACAGUUUCAUACUAAACAGCAUCCCAGUUGUUGUGACGUUGGUUUCAUUUGGGACAUUUACUUUGCUUGGUGGAGAUUUGACACCUGCAAGGGCAUUCACAUCACUCUCUUUGUUUCAAGUGCUACGAUUUCCCCUAAACAUGCUUCCUAACUUGUUAAGUCAGGUUGUAAAUGCAAAUGUAUCAUUACAACGUCUGGAAGAACUAUUUUUAGCUGAAGAAAGAAUUCUAGCACCAAAUCCUUCUCUUCAGCCUGAACUUCCAGCUAUCUCAAUCAAGGAUGGAUACUUCUCAUGGGAUUCAAAGUCUGAGAAGCAUACACUGUCAAAUAUCAAUUUGGACAUACCAGCUGGCAGCUUAGUUGCAAUUGUUGGUGGGACUGGAGAAGGAAAAACAUCAUUGAUAUCAGCAAUGCUUGGAGAGCUCCCUCCUGUGGCAAACACAGGCAUUGUUAUCAGAGGAACCGUUGCUUAUGUUCCUCAAGUUUCAUGGAUCUUCAAUGCAACUGUCCGGGACAACAUAUUAUUUGGCUCUGAAUUUGAACCCUCUAGAUAUUGGCAAACUAUUGAUGUAACAGCAUUACAUCAUGAUCUUGACUUACUUCCAGGCCGUGACCUCACAGAGAUAGGUGAAAGAGGUGUGAAUAUUAGUGGCGGGCAAAAGCAAAGAGUUUCUAUGGCUAGGGCUGUAUACUCCAAUUCCGAUGUAUACAUAUUUGAUGACCCCUUAAGUGCUCUAGAUGCUCAUGUUGGUCGGCAGGUUUUUAACAGCUGUAUCAAGGAAGCAUUGCGAGGAAAAACCAGAGUUCUUGUCACAAACCAGCUACAUUUUCUUCCACAGGUGGACAGGAUUAUUCUGGUUAGUGAAGGAAUGAUUAAAGAGGAAGGGACCUUCGAGGAACUCUCUAAGAGUGGCAAGUUGUUCCAGAAACUAAUGGAGAAUGCUGGGAAAAUGGAGGAAAUAAAAGAACAAGAAGAAGGACAAGAGGACAGCAAAAAUCUCGACAAUGAAAGCUCAAAACCAGCAGCUAAUGAGCUGAAUGAGUUGACACAAAAUGUUGGUCAGAUGAAGAAAGGGAAAGGAAGGAAGUCUGUGCUCGUCAAGCAAGAAGAAAGGGAAACAGGUGUUGUGAGUUGGAAGGUCUUGAUGAGGUAUAAGAAUGCAUUAGGAGGCACAUUCGUGGUUAUGGUACUGUUUGCAUUCUAUAUAUCAACAGAAGUUCUUCGAGUUUCAAGUAGUACAUGGUUAAGCUUUUGGACAAAACAAAGCACUUCGGAAGGUUAUAGGCCAGCAUACUACAUUUUUAUCUAUGCACUUCUAUCACUUGGUCAGGUAACAGUGACGCUGUCAAACUCUUAUUGGCUGAUCAAUUCUAGUCUUCGUGCAGCCAGAAAACUGCAUGACGCGAUGCUAAAUUCAAUCCUACAAGCUCCUAUGCUAUUCUUCCACACUAACCCCACAGGAAGGGUGAUCAAUAGAUUUGCAAAGGAUCUAGGGGAAAUAGAUCGCAAUGUUGCCAAUUUUGCAAAUAUGUUUCUGAACCAAGUUUUUCAACUUCUUUCAACAUUUGCACUGAUUGGCAUUGUGAGCACAGUAUCCUUGUGGGCCAUAAUGCCACUUCUCAUCUUAUUUUAUGCUGCCUAUCUCUACUACCAGAGUACUUCUCGUGAAGUAAAACGUCUGGAUUCCAUCACCAGAUCUCCAGUGUAUGCACAAUUUGGAGAAGCAUUAAAUGGUUUAUCAAGUAUUCGUGCAUACAAAGCAUAUGAUCGAAUGGCUAACAUCAGUGGGAAGUCUAUGGACAAUAACAUCAGAUUUACUCUAGUGAAUAUAAGUUCAAAUCGCUGGCUCACCAUAAGAUUGGAAACAUUAGGAGGGAUCAUGAUUUGGUUGACUGCAAGCUUUGCAGUUUUGCAGAAUAGCAGAACAGAGAACAAGGUGGCAUUUGCAUCUACAAUGGGUCUACUCCUCAGUUAUACUUUAAACAUUACCAAUCUACUGAGUAAUGUUUUAAGACAAGCAAGUAGAGCAGAAAAUAGUUUCAAUUCUGUUGAGCGUGCUGGCACAUAUAUAGAUAUGCCGUCUGAAGCUCCAGCUGUAAUUGAAAGCAAUCGCCCUCCACCUGCAUGGCCUUCUUCAGGAUCAAUUAAUUUUAGGGAUGUUGUCUUACGUUAUAGAUCUGAACUUCCUCCAGUCUUGCAUGGAUUGUCCUUCUCAGUUUCACCAAGUGAGAAGCUGGGAAUAGCUGGGAGAACUGGAGCAGGAAAAUCUAGCAUGCUUAAUGCAUUGUUCCGAAUUGUUGAACUGGAAAGAGGAGAGGUCAUCAUUGAUGGCUGUGAUGUUUCUAAGUUUGGACUAACAGAUUUGAGAAAAAAUCUCAGUAUUAUACCACAAGCACCUGUUCUUUUCUCAGGAACCGUGCGGUUUAAUCUUGAUCCAUUUAAUGAGCACAAUGAUGCAGACCUUUGGGAGGCUCUAGAGAGGGCACAUUUGAAGGAAGUGAUUAGGAAGAAUCCUUUUGGUCUAGAUGCCGAGGUUUUGGAAGGAGGUGAAAAUUUCAGUGUUGGACAGAGGCAAUUACUAAGUCUCGCACGAGCAUUACUAAGAAGAUCAAAAAUUCUUGUUCUUGAUGAAGCAACUGCUGCUGUUGACGUCAGAACUGAUGCUCUCAUUCAGAAAACCAUUCGAGAAGAAUUUAAAUCUUGCACAAUGCUUGUUAUUGCGCACAGACUAAAUACCAUCAUUGAUUGUGACAGAAUUCUUGUUCUUGAUGCCGGUCGGGUUUUAGAACAUGCUACUCCGGAGGAGCUACUGUCAAAUGAAAGAAGUGCAUUCUCUAAAAUGGUUCAAAGCACAGGACCUGCAAAUGCUCAGUACUUGCGUAGCUUAGUAUUCGAAGGGAAAGAAGAUAAAUUCAGUAGAGAAGCAACCAAGAGGCUAGAUGGCCGGAGGAGAUGGAUAGCCUCUUCAAGAUGGGCUGCUGCUGCCCAGUUUGCCCUUGCUGUCAGUCUCGCUUCUUCACAGAAUGAUCUUCAAAAGUUAGAUACUGGAGAUGAGAACAAUAUACUCAAUAAAACAAAAGAUGCAGUGAUAACACUGAAGGAUGUUCUAGAGGGGAAACAUGAUGAAGUAAUAGAUGAAACACUAGAGCGGUACCAAGUUCCCAGAGAUGGAUGGUGGUUCUCCCUGUACAGAAUAGUUGAAGGUCUCGGAAUGAUGAGCAGGCUGGCUUACAACAGGCUUCAACAAUUAGAAUAUGACCAUGAUAUGGUCCAUCAAUCCCUUGAUUGGGACAGUGUUGAAGAUUAAGGGACAAUCAAAACUUUGUUAAUUCAAUGGUUGUAGAAAGAUGAAUUACAGAAAGUCUCUGGCUCUUUGCUUAAGAAAAAAAAAAGACAAGAGAGAGAGAAAGCUUGCGAAGCAUAAUACAUUAGAUGACACUAUUGGAAGUAGAGAAUAGCUCCUCAUAAUUUUGUAAUAUAGUUUGUAAGUGAAAUUUUUUGCAUAAUGUAAUCCUAUAAUGGAAAUAAUUAAUUGUAAGAAUUCUGAUUUUUGUAAAGGUGAGAGUAAGAUAAGGGUUUUCUCUGGUGAA